Molecule: messenger RNA, 4806 nt
Organism: Puma concolor (puma)
Lineage: Eukaryota; Metazoa; Chordata; Mammalia; Carnivora; Felidae
Source: RefSeq, a predicted model, not a curated record
AUGGCCUUUCUACGGCUACAGUGCAGCAUGCGGUCCAAACAAGGAGCCCCCGUGGAGGGUGAGGCCGCUGGGGAGGGGCUGUUGGAGAAAAGGGUGGUCCUCUGGCUCAGCGCCUCGCACGGUGCCCGGAGCAGCGCCGUGCCGUCCAGGAGAGCUUUCCGCAGCGAUGGAAAUGCCUCGUGCUGUCGGGUCCAGUUAAGUAGCCUGUCUUUGGGAGACCCGGCGCCCGGACGCAGGCCUUCUUCCCACCUCCGCCAGCCCUCUGACGCCUCUGACGCCUCUGACGCAGCAGGUCUUGUUCAGCGCUGUGUCAUCAUCCAAAAGGACCAGCAUGGCUUCGGCUUCACCGUCAGCGGGGAUCGUAUCGUCCUGGUGCAGUCCGUGCGGCCCGGAGGGGCAGCCAUGAGAGCUGGUGUCAAAGAAGGCGACCGGAUCAUCAAAGUGAACGGCACCAUGGUGACCAACAGCUCCCACCUGGAGGUGGUAAAGCUUAUCAAAUCUGGUGCCUACGUUGCACUGACCCUCCUGGGCUCUUCCCCCUCAUCCGUCGGCGUCUCUGGGCUGCAACAGGACCCAGCCCCAGCCGGAGCCCCCCGAGUCGCCCCCACGGUCCCACCACCUCCUCCGCCUCCGCCUCCGCCCCCUCCACAGCACAUCACGGGGCCCAAACCACUGCAGGAUCCCGAAUUCCAAAAACAUGCCACCCAGAUCCUUCGGAAUAUGCUGAAGCAGGAGGAAAAGGAGUUACAGCGGAUCUGCGAGGUGUACAGCCGGAACCCCGCCAGCCCGCUGGAAGAACAGAUGGAGGGCGCCCGGAGGCGCGUCACUCAGUUACAGCGGAAGAUCCAGCAGGAGACGGGUGGCUCUGCGGACCUGCUGUCCCUGUACGGUGACACCGGCCAGAGGUCGUCAGAAGGCCGGCUCUCUCUGGAUUCCCAGGAGGGGGACAGCGGCUUGGACUCUGGGGCAGAGCGCUUCCCCUCCCUCGGCGAGGUGCUGAAGAAUCGGAACUCGGCACUGUCAGACCCUGGGCUGGACAGUCCCCGAACCUCCCCUGUGAUCGUGGCCAGGGUGGCCCAGCACCAUCGGCGGCAGGGCUCGGACGCACCGGUGCCCGGCGCCAGCGACCAGGGCACAGACCAAAGCCCAAAGCCUUUAAUUAUUGGCCCAGAGGAAGACUGUGACCCGGGUUAUUUCAACAACGAGAGCGACAUCAUAUUCCAGGACCUCGAGAAGCUGAAGGCCCGGCCAGCCCACCUGGGGGUUUUCCUGCGGUACAUCUUCUCUCAGGCGGACCCCAGCCCGCUGCUUUUUUACUUGUGUGCCGAAGUUUAUCAGCAGACAAGCCCCAAGGAUUCCCGAAGCUUGGGAAAAGACAUCUGGAAUAUUUUCCUAGAGAAAAACGCGCCACUGAGAGUGAAGGUCCCAGAGGUGUUGCAGACUGAAAUUGACUCACGUCUGCGCAGCAGCGAGGACGUCCGCGCUGCCCUCCGGGAAGCCCAGGAGGCGGCCAUGCCCGAGAUCCAGGAGCAGAUCCAGGACUACAGAACGAAGCGCACCCUGGGGCUGGGCAGUCUGUACGGUGAGAAUGACCUGCUGGACCUGGACGGCGACCCUCUCCGAGAACGCCAAGUGGCCGAGAAGCAGCUGGCUGCCCUGGGAGACAUCCUGUCCAAGUACGAGGAGGACAGGAGCGCCCCCAUGGACUUCGCCCUCAAUACCUACAUGAGCCACGCCGGGCUCCGUCUUCGAGAGGCACGGCCUUCCGGCGCAGCCGAAAAGGCUCAGGCAGCUCCUGACAAGGACAAGUGGCUGCCCUUCUUCCCAAAGACCAAGAAGAGCAGCAAUUCCAAGAAAGACAAGGAAGCCUUGGAGGACAAGAGGCGAAACCCUAUCCUCAAGUACAUCGGGAAGCCCAAAGGCUCUUCGCAGAGCAGUGACAGAGUACCCUUCAUUGUCUUUCUGCUUCCAGUCAAACCAGGCAACGUGAGGAACAUCAUUCAGCACUUUGAGAACAACCAGCCGUAUGACGCCCCAGAGCCCGGGACGCAGCGGCUCUCCACAGGAAGCUUUCCCGAGGACCUGCUGGAAAGCGACAGUUCACGCUCAGAGAUUCGCCUGGGCCGCUCGGAGAGCCUGAAGGGCCGGGAGGAGAUGAAGCGGUCUCGGAAGGCGGACAACGUGCCCCGCUCUCGCAGCGACGUAGAUAUGGACGCGGCCGCGGAGGCCGCCCGCCUCCACCAGUCAGCUUCGUCCUCUGCCUCCAGCCUCUCCACCAGGUCUCUGGAGAACCCAACCCCGCCCUUCACCCCCAAGAUGGGCCGCAGGAGCAUCGAGUCCCCCAGUCUGGGGUUCGGUGCAGACGCCCUCCUCCCCCACCUCCUAGAGGACGAUCUGGGCCAGCUGUCUGACCUGGAGCUGGAGCCGGAUGCCCAGAACUGGCAGCACGUGGUGGGCAAGGACGUGGUGGCUGGGCUAAGCCAGAGAGAGAUCGACCGGCAGGAGGUCAUCAACGAGCUGUUUGUGACAGAAGCCUCCCAUCUGCGCACGCUCCGGGUCCUGGACCUGAUCUUCUACCAGCGAAUGAAGAAGGAGAACCUGAUGCCCCGGGAGGAGCUGGCCCGGCUCUUCCCCAACCUGCCUGAGCUCAUAGAGAUCCACAAUUCCUGGUGUGAGGCCAUGAGGAAGCUCCGGGAGGAGGGCCCCAUUAUCAAAGACAUCGGUGACCUCAUGCUGGCUCGGUUUGACGGCCCCGCCCGGGAGGAGCUCCAGCAGGUGGCCGCGCGGUUCUGCUCCCACCAGUCCAUAGCACUGGCGCUCAUCAAGACCAAGCAGCGCAAGGAGAGCCGGUUCCAGCUCUUCAUGCAGGAGGCCGAGAGCCACCCUCAGUGCCGGCGGCUGCAGCUCAGAGACCUCAUCAUCUCGGAGAUGCAGCGGCUCACCAAGUACCCGCUGCUGCUGGAGAGCGUCCUCAAGCACACGGAGGGUGGCACGUCUGAGCACGAGAAGCUGUGCCGGGCCCGGGACCAGUGCCGGGAGAUUCUCAAGUACGUGAACGAGGCCGUGAAGCAGACGGAGAACCGGCACCGUCUGGAGGGUUACCAGAAACGCCUGGACACCACCUCCCUGGAGAGGGCCAGCAACCCUCUGGCGGCGGAGUUCAAGAGCCUGGAUCUGACAGCCAGAAAGAUGAUCCACGAGGGGCCCCUGACCUGGAGGACCAGCAAGGAUAAGACCUUGGACCUGCACGUGCUGCUGCUGGACGACCUCCUGGUGCUGCUGCAGAAGCAGGACGAGAAGCUGCUGCUCAAGUGCCACAGCAAGACGGCCGCCGGCUCCUCGGACAGCAAGCAGACCUUCAGCCCUGUGCUCAAGCUCAACGCCGUGCUCAUCCGCUCCGUGGCCACAGACAAAAGGGCCUUCUUCAUCAUCUGCACUUCCGAGCUGGGCCCCCCCCAGAUCUAUGAGCUGGUGGCUCUGACGUCGUCAGACAAGAACACGUGGAUGGAGCUCUUGGAGGAGGCCGUGCGGAACGCCACCGGGCGCCCCGGAGCCGCCCCGGCACCCGCCCAUCCCCCACCCACCGGCGCCCAGGAGCCGGCCCACCAGAGCUUCACACCCAGCAGGGUGGGACUGGAUGGCUCGGAAGUGUUCCACGGCGAACCAGGACCUGAGGAGCUGUCUGGAGGCCCUGGGCCACAGCAGAGGGUCAAGGGGAAGCACCCGGUCCGGCUAGAGGAUCCCGAGCAGGAGGGCAGCACAGAGGAGGAGCUGGGUGCCUUGUCCCACCCUCCCGCAGCCCUGGGUGCAGAGAACAGGGGCCGCAGGACCAGGGGUCCCAUCCUCCUGUCCCUCCCAGGACCUCUGGUUACGGAAGGGCUCGCUGAUGCAGCCCUCCAAGAUGUGGAGAGCCUGCGGCGCCUGAUCCUGUGGGGCCUGCUGCCCGGUCACCCCGCGGAAGCACAGGCGUCCGGAGAGCCCGAGGCCGACCGGACACCCACGCCUUCCCUCGUGAGCAGCGCCUCUCAGCCCCGCGACCCCGGCUCCCCCAGGCCGGAGAGGGAUCAGCCAGAGCAGGAGGACACGGCUCUCUGUUCCCUGGAGCAUCUGCCCCCACGGGCCAGGAAUUCCGGGAUCUGGGAGUCCCCCGAGCUGGACAGGAAUCCAGAGGAAGAGACUUCAAACACAGAGGCAGCAGGAAGCUACAAAGUUGUGAGAAAAGCCGAGGUGGCGGGUGCCACAGCUGUCCCCGCGCUACCCGAGAGUGGCCAGUCGGGGCCUGAGCCAGCCGAAGCAGAAGGCGGAGCCGAGGCUGCGGGGAACUGUUUUUACGUCAGCAUGCCAGCGGGACCCCCAGACUCAAGCACCGACCCCUCGGGGGCACCCACAAGCCCCGCCCAGCCCCACAGCCUCCCUGACUGGCAGACGGAGCCUCGGCCCCGGUGCCAGGGCAGCCGCAGGCGCCCCAGCCGUUCCCCGCCCGGCCUGGCCUUCAGGGACGCGAGCAGCAUCUUCCAUACCAUCGAGCAGCUCACCAUCAAGCUCCACAGGCUCAAGGACAUGGAGCACGCCCACAGAGAGCUGCUCAGGUCCCUCGGGGGAGACUCGUCUGGUGGCACCACACCCGUGGGCAGUUUCCACGCAGAGGCGGCCAGAUGGACAGACAGCUCCCUGUCCCCUCCGGCCAAGGAGCCCCUGGCCUCAGACUCCAGGGACAGGCACCAGCCAGGGCCGUGCUCUGAGGACGGCUCCGACACACCCCUGGAAGAGUGCACGGCCCACGCAGCCUCGUGCCCAGGACUCUAA